This is a messenger RNA of Herpailurus yagouaroundi (jaguarundi), 7398 nucleotides long. It is a transcript of the gene ZBED4, whose product is annotated as zinc finger BED-type containing 4. The record is from RefSeq and is a predicted model, not a curated record. Gene Ontology annotation, molecular function: DNA binding; protein dimerization activity. Bases 2587 to 6090 code for a protein of 1167 amino acids. The transcript is spliced from 2 exons. NCBI's taxonomy places the organism in Eukaryota, Metazoa, Chordata, Mammalia, Carnivora, Felidae.
UGUUCAGUCAGCAUCAGGUAGCCCCAGGGGCUGCAGAGACCUGGCACGGCCUCCUUUCGGGGCCCCGGGCUGCAAGCGGCGGCAGCCAACCGCGGACAGGGUGAUGAAGUUUGUUCUAGAAGGAUUCUGGGUUUGACACGUUGUCAUUGGUCACCCUGUUUCUGUUUGCUGGAGAGUAGGGUCAGAACCAUCCAGAGAAAUCCUCUCCAGGGGUAGGUGGCAAAAACCUACUGGUCCUCUUUAUCUAUGCAGACUGAUCAAAACUGCCACAGUAGCAUAAUCCUUUUGUGGUUUGAAAACCAAAGAUAACACGCUUCUUUUUUUCCCCUUUAAUUUGUACCAAAAUAGUAGGAAAAGCUGAUUUUCUUUAGUAGUAAGCUGCUAGAUCAGAUGACAGUGGUUUUCUUAAAUUAGCAAUAUCGUUGCUACUUCUGAUUAUGAAAUAAUAUGCACAAAAUUAGUCAAGCAACAGAGGACUGUAUAAAAUAGAAAGUGAAAGCCUUUCAUGAUGACUGCAGUUAAGUUGCGUAUCCCCUUGUAGACGUGUGUCUGUGUGGGCGCCCACUUGCACCCGGCACGGUCCUGGCCGACCUCCCGUGCGCCAGGAAGGCAGCCGUGGUGGGCACUGGGGGGCGGCUGCCGGGGCUGUGUGGGUGAUUUCCAGAGUGUAAGUCUUGUGUCGUGAAGCAUAAGACACGCGGACAAGUGCUCAUCUCUGUGAAUCGUCACCAGCUCGAGAGAUGGACGCCACCCCCGUGCUCCCCAGUCCCAAAGUCCCUUGUUUUCCCGGCCUGUGCCACUGUCGUUCAUAUACGGGGGUCAUGCGGUGCGUGUUCUGCUCACUGUCGUGGUUGCUGGAUAUUAUGACAGUCUUUGUUGUCGUGGCUGUGGGCUAUCCCACGCACGGAUCUAUCACAACAUGUUAUCUGCGGUCGGGAGCCACUUGCACCUCUGUGAUUACUGCCACGAACGUUUUUGGAUUUGUCCUUUGUUGCAGGUCUCCAGGCAUCUUGUGGGCGUGACCCUGUGACUGGUCACACGAUAGCGUGGGGGGCUGCAGUGUGUUCCAGGGUGGCUGGGCUUGCGUGUCCUAGUCCGGCCCCUGGCACUGUCGGCUCAGCGUGUGUGUGUGUGUGUGUGUGUGUGUGUGUGUGGCCGCUUUACAGGGUGUAUGGUGUUCUGGAUUUCAUUUGUAUUUCCUUGAUCUUUAAGUUUCUUAAUUUUAACGUGGCCUGGUUUGUCCAUCUUCCCUUGGUAGUUCUGUUUUGCUCUAAGUCAAGGUCGUAAGAAUGUUUCUCCAUCUUACGUUCUUUAUUGUUUUGCCUUUAGCGUGACCGUCGAUUUGGGGGAUGGCGUGAACUAGGGUCAGGUGUCAUUUUUUUCCACACGGAGAUCUAAUUGUCGUGGCCCCAUGUAUUUAAAAGAUCCUCCUGCUCGCUGCUCUCCAGCGUCUCCAGCGUCAAAAGUCUGCUGUGUGCAGACCUUGUGCGUGGGCCUGUCCCCGGGCUCUCCAGUCUCUGCCAGCCUGUUGGCCCCUGGAACCAACACCACAGCACCCUCGUCAGCAUAGUUUCAUACGAUUUGGGUUUUUAAGCCUUUUUAAAGUAUAGCGCAGACGCAGAAACCAGGAAGUAAGUGUGUGGUUUGAUGGGUUGUUAUAAGGUGGACGCUUUUGUGACCAUCACUUGGGUCAAGAAACGGACCUCUGCUGGCUCCCCAGACCCCUCAUCCGUGUCUCCCCCACCGUCCCCCGCCGUCCUGACGGAAGUAACUGCCAGCCUGGCUUUUAUGGCAAGUCCGUCCUUGCUUUUCUUCGUAGUUUUGUGACCGAAUCACAUACCUCCAAGUCCUAGUUAAGUUCUGCCCGUUGACUUAGAUGGCAUUUCAGUAUUAUCUGUAGCUCGCCCCCCACCUCCCGUGGAAGUUUUUUGUGGUUGGGCUUGUGGUUCUCACAGUCUGGAUUUCGCUGAUGGCGGUCCUCCCGUGUAGUGUCAUCUCUCCCUGGUUUCCUGGGAAGGGGUAGUUGGAUAUAGAGGUUUGAUCAGAUUCGGGUCUGACUCGGCAAGGCUCCUUCACAGGGGUGUUGUGGUCCAUCAGGAGACACCUAACGUGCAAUGUCUUUCUUUCUCGAUGUUGGCAGCCAACGAUGCACGGACGACAUGCGUUAAUUCCAGACAAGUUACAAAAUGGUGAUGCUCCUGCUGAGUUACUGCAGCUGCGUGUAUGAGCCGGACUUCCAAUCAUGCACAAGGGUCAUCGUGCUGUCAGGAUGACGGCGCUCCGGUCUCCGAGACAGGACGCGGGUCUGCGCUGCGUCAGCUGGUGUCUGUGCCGAGCGGCGGGCCGUGCUGGGGCCCCUGGCAGGCGGUGCUCCGUGCCCUGAGAUGAGACGGCACGCUCACCGGUCACAGGCCCUCUUCUCCAGUCAGACUGACGAUCGGCCACACUCAUGCGCGUCCGGGAAGACGGCAUCGUCUUGAAAAAGCUGAAGGCGACGCACGUCUGGGGGUGCGGAUGCGCCUUUGGAUCAGGUUUUCGCCCACCUAAGGUAACGCGACGAGGCAGCCAGAAUAGUUAUGGUCAGUCAUGGAGAAUAGCCAGGAGCCUCGUCCCAAAGGGGAUGGCCAGUUUGUUUCUGCUAAAAGAAAUUUUAAAAUAGAAGGGGAAGAUGUUCGACUCCCGAAUCACGGUCUGGAAGGAGUGGAGUUUAAAAGCGAGCAGGACAGGAAGCGGGCCGACGGCGGCGGGGAGCGGGCGGAGGCCGGGGAGGCGGGCGGGGGCCGCGAGCCCCCCGGCCAGCGCCUCCCUGCCGACCAGGAGGAGGAGUACGGGUCCCUGUUCUCCCAGUACAGCGGCACGCUGUACGACGUGGCCAUGGAGGCCGUGACGCAGAGCCUGCUCUCCGGCCGGGGCGCGAGCUCCCGGAAGAAGUCUCCGGCCUGGAAGCAUUUCUUCAUCUCCCCCCGGGACAGCACGAAGGCCAUCUGCACGUACUGCAUGAAGGAGUUCAGCCGCGGGAAGAACGAGAAGGACUUGAGCACCAGCUGCCUCAUGAGGCACGUGAGGAGGGCGCACCCCACGGUGCUCGUCCCAGAGAACGGCGGCGUGCCGGCCCCGCCCUCCCUCUCGCCGCCUCCGCUGCGGCUGCCGCCGGCGCCCGCCGACACCGGGGACCCGGGCGCCGUGCUCUCGCCCGCCAAGCUCGCCCCCAGACUGGCGUCCAAGGUCCCUUCCCGCGACGACGUGGCGGAGGAGUCCGCGGUCUCCCCCGAAGAAGUGCCCUCCGACGCGUCCGCCUCCGAGAAGGUGGGCAGGGAGGAGGCCCCGGGGGGGCCGCCGCCCCUCCCCACCCUCCACUGCGAGGAGAGCUCGGACAACGGCCCGGAGAGAAACCCCCCGCUCCCGAAGAGCGCGUCCGGGUCCCGGCGGCGGUCUGCCGUGUGGAAGCACUUCUACCUGUCGCCGCUGGACAACUCCAAGGCCGUGUGCAUCCACUGCAUGAACGAGUUCAGCAGAGGGAAGAACGGGAAGGACCUGGGCACCAGCUGCCUCAUCAGGCACAUGUGGCGGGCGCACCGCUCCAUCGUGCUGCAGGAGAACGGGGGCGGCCCGGGCAUCCCGCCCCCGUACGCCGCGCCCCCCACGCUGCUGCCCGCCCUGCCGCCCCCAGAGGGGGGCCCGGGCUCCGUGUCGUCCUCGCCCGGGACGCUGGCCCAGGAGUCCCCCUCCGCGUCCCCCGACCGGCCGGCCGAGGACUUGCAGGGACGUCUGAACCCCGGGGACGCGCUCCCGGAGGACGCGUCGGCCCUGUCCUCUGACGACGUGGGCGAGGCCUUGCUGGCGUCCUCCCCCGAGAAGCCGCAGGGAGACGGGCUGAGCCCCGGCCUGUUGGAGUCCGGCGCCGUGUUCCAGCAGAACAAGAAGGUCAUGAAGAGGCUGAAGUCGGAGGUUUGGCAUCACUUCUCGCUGGCGCCCACGGACAGCCUCAAGGCGGUGUGCCGACACUGCACCUGUGUCAUCAGCCGGGGGAAGAGGGGAGACGUGGGCACCAGCUGUCUGAUGAGGCACCUCUACCGACGCCACCCCGAGGUCGUGGGGAGCCAGAAGGGCUUGCUGGGUGCGGGUUUGGCAGAUUCUCCGUACGCGACCUUGGCCUCCGCGGAGGGUUCCUCCUCCAAGUUGACGGACCUGCCAGCGACGGUUACCAAACACAAUCAAGUUAUGUUUCCCAUUCACAGCAAAAAGACCUCCAAGCUAUGGAAUCACUUCUCCGUCUGCUCCGCAGACCCCACGAAAGUCGUGUGCUUGCACUGCGGCCGCACGAUAAGCAGGGGCAAGAAGCCCACCAACCUGGGCACCAGCUGCCUUCUGCGGCACCUGCAGAGGUUCCACGGCAGCGCGCUGAAGGCGGACGCGCCCAGGGCCGCGCGGCCCUCCUCACCCGGCCUCCGCGGGCCCCUGGGCGCAGAGCUGUCGGGAGCUUCUUCCUUGGAUGACACCGCCGAGAAGUUUUAUGAUUCCCACCCAGUUGCCAAAAAAAUCACAAGUCUCAUAGCCGAAAUGAUUGCACUUGACCUCCAGCCAUAUUCUUUUGUAGACAAUGUUGGCUUUAACAGGCUGCUCGAAUACUUGAAACCUCAGUACUCCCUGCCCUCGCCCUCCUACUUCUCCAGGACCGCCAUCCCAGGCAUGUACGAUAAUGUGAAGCAGAUAGUUAUGUCCCACCUGAAGGAGGCGGAGAGCGGCGUGGUCCACUUCACGUCUGGAAUAUGGAUGAGUAACCAGACCCGCGAGUACCUGACGCUCACCGCGCACUGGGUCACCUUCGCGUCGUCGGCCCGGCCGUACCGUGAGGACCGCCACUGCUCGGCCCUGCUGGACGUGUCGCAGGUCGACUGUGACUACGGCGGCAACGGCAUCAGGAAGCAGCUCGAGUGCUGGUGGGAGGCCUGGGUGACGUCCCCCGGCCUUCAGGUCGGGAUCACGGUCACCGACAACCCGAGCAUAGGGAAGACACUGAGCGAAGGGGAGCGAGCGAGCGUGCAGUGCUUCAGCCACACGGUCGACCUCGUGGUCGGUGAGGCCAUCAAGAGCCAGCGGAUGGUCCAGAAUCUGCUUAGCAUCGCGCGGAAGAUAUGUGAGCGGGUCCAUCGGUCGCCCAAAGCGAAGGAGAAGCUGGCGGAGCUGCAGAAGGAGUACGCGCUGCCCCAGCGCCACCUCAUUCAGGACGUCCCGUCCAGGUGGAACACGUCCUUCCACAUGCUCGAGCGGCUCAUCGAGCAGAAGCGGGCGAUCAACGAGAUGUCCGUCGAGUGCAACUUCAGAGAGCUGAUCAGCUGCGACCAGUGGGAGGUCAUGCAGUCCGUGUGCCACGCGCUGAAGCCCUUCGACGCCGCGAGCCGGGAGAUGAGCGCGCACGCGUCCACGCUCGGCCAGGUCAUCCCCAUGAUCCACAUCCUCAACAGGAAGAUCGAGAUGCUCUUCGAGGAGACCAUGGGCAUCGACACCAUGCUCAAGUCUCUGAAGGAAGCCAUGGUGAGCCGGCUGGCCGCCACACUCCACGACCCCAGGUACGUCUUUGCCACGCUGCUGGACCCCCGCUACAAGGCCUCCCUGUUCUCGGAAGAGGAGGCCACGCAGUACAAGCAGGAUCUAAUCAGGGAACUGGAGGAGCUCAACUCUACCUCAGAGGAUGCGCCCGUCUCCAACGGGUGCCACCCAGGCUCCCCCUCCAGAGACUCGGUUGGGGAGGAAGACCUGUGGUCACUCGUGGCCAAGAUGACCAGGAAGGGCCCCAAGGAGAAGACGAAGGUGCCCGAGGACAUGGUGCUUGCGUAUCUGGAGGAGGAGGUGCUCGAGCACAGCUGUGACCCCCUCACCUACUGGAGCCUGAAGAGGUCGGCCUGGCCAGGCCUCUCCGCUCUGGCCGUCAGGUUUCUGGGCUGCCCCCCGAGCAUCGUCCCUUCCGAAAGGCUGUUCGGCACACCCACCGAGAACGGAGGCUUCGGCCAGUCCAGGCUCACGAUGGAACACUUCGAAAAACUCAUCUUUUUGAAAGUGAAUCUUCCCUUAAUAUACUUUCAGUAUUGAAACUCACCGCGGAGCCACCGAACGGAAAAUACUGUUGGUUAUUAGGCACCAGCUGUUUGUCCCCGGGUGGUGGCGCGCUCGGGGGGUGGGGGUGGGGGCGUGUGGGACGCCGCGGCCGGCACCCUGAGGUGGCACGAGCCUCACCGUCCAGCUUCACUGUAAUGUCUCCGUGUGCCUUACUCCCAGCACCACAGGCCGGGUGUCACCGCGGGCUCUCGGCCCGCUACAGAGAGCCUGUCUUGCCGAUCAUGAAAUACGAUGACUAGGGUUUCAUUCAUAACUGUAAAGUUUUUUAAAAGUUGGGGUUAGUAAUUUGUUUUACUAGACUGGCAGAGAAGAUGUAAACGAUUUUAUCCUGUAGGCUUUUUAUUCAAUUAUGUAAAAACCACAAAUCAGGUACUGUAUUUUAGUUAAAAAAUUGCUUUAAUUCAACAAAACAGCUUUUGUGGCUGUUUAAUGAAAUCUGUAAAUAGGAGGUGGAGUUCAAGCCAUCCUGGCUGAGCAGUUUUUAACUGCAGGCUCUAUAAAGUAUGUCGAGGAGUACAGAGAAUAUUCUGGAACAUACCUGUUUACUGCAACAGAGGUGUGGCAUUUGAAGACAAAAUUAAGUUUAGAUGUGUCCCGCGAUGUUGGUUGUGUAGUGAUGUGGUAAAGAGAGGGUUCCGGUUCAUGCUUUUCAUUCAGGUUUUACACGGUCGGCUCGCUCAGAGAUGCCCCGACCGCUGAUCACGAGCCCCCGGACGCCUGCCGUGGGCCACGCGCAGUGGCCAGUUCACGGCGGUCCUGUCGGGGACGCCCCGAGCCUCGGACCUGGUGUCGCGACACCACGAAGCUAUCCUUUGAAAUUUGUGCACUGACCCCGCUGACCCCACUUUGAUCAAAUUAUGUAUAAAAUUCUUUUUAGAAGAGAUGGCUUAUUAACAGGGAAGAAGAUUGUUAUAUCGCAGUUGUAAGAAUAGCCUUAGGUGUUUAGAUUUUUUUAUAUAUAAUAGGGAAGAGUCAGCCAUCACGGGGGCGUUUCAGAAUCCCAAGGACAUCAGAAUGAAGCGUCAGUUGUCAGAUUGUUUGAAAAAUGAUACGUCUUCAGAGUUUUUGCUGCAACGUCCAGAAAAGGGUUCAUUUUCCUAUGUCAAACCAAUUAAAUGUUCUGGAUGAAGCAAGUCACUUGUUUGCCUGUGACCUUUUAGAAAAAUUGUUUUGUUAAAAACCUGUACCUGUUAUUAAUCUGGAUUUGCAUUGACUAUGUUUUAGUGUAUUUAUAAACGGCGAACUCAGUUUCUGAAAUUAAACUUUUUAUUUGCAAUUUUC